Durusdinium trenchii is the source of this 1845-nucleotide messenger RNA. The record is from the annotation of a GenBank genome assembly. Lineage: Eukaryota; Dinophyceae; Suessiales; Symbiodiniaceae.
GCGGCCAGGCCGUUGUUCAGACUUGGCUGCGCGGACACGGAGAAUGUUAGCAGGAAGCGGCCCUGCGGUGGUUCCCAACGGAUCGGCUCCCAGUGGAGCGGACAUGGCCUCCGGCCCCAGCGAGCGGGGCGAGCGGGCACCGGUGGCCCAUGACUGGAUGAGAGGCGGCAGAGGACACGUCUCCGCGGCGGACAUGGCCUCUGGCCCCCGAAUGCAGCAGGAGGCAGAUCGGCCGAGUGUCCUGGGUGUGGCCCACGGCGAGCACUCUUGGAUGACCGGAGGACAAGUCUCAGCGGCAGAUAUGGCCUCUGGGCCAGGGGUGCAGGAGGUGACUGUGAUGGACGCCAAUCCCUUCGCGCCCGCCGCGGAAAGAGACCCUGCACAACAGAUCGUUCACCAGCCCGAAGUGGUGCGGGAGGUGAACGUGAGCGUUUCAAGUGAUGCAAAUCCCUUUGCGUCCGCACCAGUGAACAUAAAAGCUUCGGAUGAUGCAAAUCCAUUUGCGUCCGCGCCAGUUGCUUGGAUGACAACCCAAACAGCACUGUGUGGCUCUUUUGUGGGGGAGAACCAGCAUUCGUGGCACUCUUUGGCACUGGCUGCAUGCACUUUAUGCACUUUUAGGCGGGCAAAUGCUAAGCAGUGCAGCCUUUGUUUCUUUGUGAAACUGCUUUUGAGCCCAUUUGUUCAGGAAACAGUGAAUGCUUCAGAUGCUGCAAAUCCCUUUGCUUCCGCACCGGUUGAUGCUUCAGAUGCCGCAAUCCCUUUUUGGUGCGCGCCGGUAAACGUGCAAGCAUCCGAUGACGCAAAUCCAUUUGCUUCGGCACCAGAACCGACAGUGAAUGCGGAGAACGACGCCGCAAAGGAGCCCUCGGGAUCGGCGCCAGUGAAUGUAGAUGAUCCGAAUGGUGCAAAUGACACUGAGUCCCCACCAGUGAAUGUGAACGCUUCAAGUGACGCAAAUCCCUUUGCGCCUGCACCUGUGAACAUAAAAGCUUCUGAUGAUGCAAAUCCAUUUGCGUCCGCUCCAGUAACCUUGAGUGCUUCAGAUGCCGCAAAUCCCUUUGCUUCCGAACCGGCGGAUGCUUCAGGUGCUGCAAUCCCUUUUUGGUGUGCCCCAGAACCAGUUGCGACAGAUGCUGCAAAUCCCUUGGAUUCAGCACCAGUGAAUGUGAAAGCUGCUGCAAGUGAUGCAAAUCCCUUCGCAUCCGCACCAGUGCAACUGGUAGCUUCGGACGAUGCAAAUCCAUUUGCGUCCGGGCCAGUUGAUGCUUCAGACGCCGCAAUCCCUUUUUGGUGCACGCCAGCAAAUGCAUCAGAUCCGCAGAAUGGCGCGGGGCUUUUUGCGUCUGUGAACGCGAAAGCAUCCGAUGACACAAGACCAUUUGCUUCUGCACCAGAACCGAAUGCCGCAGAUGCUGCAAAUCCCUUGGGAUCGGCGCCAGCUAAUGUGGACAUGUGGGGUGAGGUGAAUGUGAAAGCUGCUGCAAGUGAUGCAAAUCCCUUCGCAUCCGCACCAGUGCAACUGGUAGCUUCGGAUGAUGCAAAUCCAUUUGCGUCCGCGCCAGUAACCUUGAGUGCUUCAGAUGCCGCAAAUCCCUUUGCUUCCGAACCGGUCAAUGCUUCAGAUGCCGCAAACCCUUUUUGGUCUGCGUCAGCGAAUGCAUCAGAUCCGCAGAAUGGCGCGGGGCUCUUUGCGUCUGUGAACGCUGCGAACGCAGGCGGAGCCGACGGCCUCUUUGGUGACUCGCCGCCCAGUUGGUUCGAUCAAAUCGGAGGGAGCAGCUCUUAUUUCUGAGUGCACCUCGGACCCCAAUGCAUUUUCGUGUUUCACUUCGGCCCAAAAAA